Messenger RNA from Cylicocyclus nassatus, 684 nucleotides. NCBI's taxonomy places the organism in Eukaryota, Metazoa, Nematoda, Chromadorea, Rhabditida, Strongylidae. The record is from the annotation of a GenBank genome assembly.
GCCAAACCGUUCGUGUCGAGUCCAUCGCCACCGUAUGAAAAUGUCGAAGUAUCUAGUGGACAAUACAGUACGAUGUUAUCGGUUACGGUAGCAGUUGGAUGCGGAUUGUUAUUUCUGAACAUUUGCGUAUUCUUCGGCUUAUAUCGACAGUGUGACAAAAACAAACGCUCGAAAAAGAAGUUACAACUUCAGUAUCAAACCUAUGCUUCUAAUCAAGCUUCAAAUCCCGAUCAAUACAACAAUUUGAAUUCACCGGAACCGCUACUUUCCGCGUCUCACAAAGCCGUUCGUGCCGGGGUUUCGCCAUCGUGUCCACGUCAUGGCCGAGCCGUUCUUUCCCUUCAUCCAGGACGAGGAAGUCUCAUAUCAUCAGGCAAUGCUCCGACUCUCGAAGAAAUUCAAGUAUAGCCCUAAAGCUCCCCUCUAGCCUUUUUUUUGCAUCAGAAUUUUCUUGCAUUCUACCCGAAAUUACAAUGAGAAAUGCUCGUUUUUUUUCUAGGUAGUAAUUAUUUUUGAUAGUGUGGAUAUCGAUAGAUUUACCUACACAAAAAUGUAAAUUUUUAUAUCGCUCUUUAUGUUACGAUCUCCUUUCCACAUUGUGCCUGCUGGGUAUUCACGAAUAGUUGACGGCAAUUGUGAAAGUUAUCAGCUUGCAAAUUUUUUUUGAGUCUUUCAACAUUCUCA